CACAUGGCUGAUAGUCGACUUACAAAUCCCUCUCAAGAGGUGAUAAAAUUUUGUCGAGAAGGAACAAAAAAAAAACGACGAAAUGAAAUGAAGAGAAAACGUGUGUAAUGGACAAAUAAUCAAUUAAAUUUGCAAUAGGAUUUAGUUGUUAAGUUGGCAAAGAUGAUGGAAGUGUUAAAAGAAAGGUCAGUAUCAACGCGGAAUCGGAUUUUUUCAUUCGUCAAUUUGCACGCGUUCUUCGUCGUUGUGUCGUCCGUCGUAGAGGUGAUUUAAGAAGAAAUAAAAAAUAAAUACGAGAAAUACAACAAAACCCCCCCGCUACUAACACCAUGCUGCUGUGCAACGUUUAGUGUAGAGUGCAUAAGCAAAAUAUUUUUUUAAAGGAAAUUGAUGUGAUGUUUUGUGAGUGAUCAGAAAAUUGAGAAAAAAAAGAUUUGAAACAAAAGAAAUAUGGAAAAUAUGGAGUGAAAAGCAAAGAGAAGAGAAAGAAAAAGAUAACCGAAUAUAAAGUAAGGCAAAAAAAGAGUAAGAAGAAGAAAGAACGGCAACAAGAAAGAGGAAACGUUAAAGAAGAAUUGAUAAAGAAGAAAAAUUGAUACAACAAAAAAUAAAGAAAAAAAAACUAACAAAACGAACAUUUUCCGGUGAAAAUUUGUGGACAUUUUCUUCACCUCAUAACAAAACGGUCAACUCUGAAAAAAUGUUCACUUCACCAUUUCAUUAUUCCACAAUGAGACCACAACCUCCUGGUGGAGGAGGUGGGCAAACCUUAGAUGCCGGUGCUGAGGAGCUGCGCAAUGUUGAGUGGUACUGGGGCAAAAUGACCCGAGAGGAAGUCAAAAAUAUUCUAGCUGGCAAACCCGAUGGCAGCUUCUUGGUACGUGAUGCCCUCUCCAAGGAGGGCGAAUACACGCUCACCCUCAUCAAAGACGGCACCGAGAAGUUGAUCAAAAUCUGCCACCUCAACGGCAAAUAUGGAUUUUUGGACUGUAAAUUUAACUCCGUCGUAGAGCUAAUCAAUUAUUACAAAGUCAAUUCGUUAAAAUUGUACAAUAAAACACUGGACAUUACGUUAAGUAAUCCCAUCAUCCGUCCCAUCGAGGACGACGAACAGCCUUAUAGUGAUCUUAGGUAUAUAGCCGAACAAUUUCUAGUAGUACACCGAAGACUUAUCAAACAGCAGCAGAGUUUAGAACAAAAAUUGAAAACCUUCAAAGCCAUAGAAGCCGAACUAAAUGACAAGAAACUGCACCAGGAGGUGUUCCUGAGGGCGGAGAAAAUGUUCCAAAGUCAAAUUAAGAUUUUGGAGAAUUUCAUCAACUCCCAACCGCCGGCGAUUAAUUUGAAUUGCUCCAACAGUACACCGCCAACAACAAUACCAACGAAUAAUGCCACCCGCCAACAAGAACAAGAACAACUGCAACAAAAUGCCGCCCUUAUGAAGGCGCGUCUAAGUGAUCUCUGCAGUGAAAUGAAUAAGCUGAAUCAUCAUGUGGAAGCGAAGAAGGAGGAAUACAAGGGCCUGGAGCGUGAAAUCAAUGCAGCCAAACCCGAAUUGCAAGACAGUAAUAUGCGCAAAGAGAAAUAUCUGGAACGUCUCAAGGAGUUUGGCAUCUCGGAAGAGGAUAUCAAACAGCUAAUCGAAAUGGGCUUCGAGGCAUGGCAAGAGCGUUACGAAAUCGAAUCGAAUCAACCGCACAACGAUGAAUCGAUGUGGUUCCUCAAGGAUAUAACACGUCAGGGUGCCGAAGAUUUGCUGCGCGGUGCACCGACGGGCACAUUUUUGAUACGUGCCCGUUCCGCCGGUCAUUACGCCCUGUCGAUAGUGUGUAAAAAUUAUAUCAAUCAUUGUAUUAUAUAUAAAACCGAUAGCGGGUAUGGUUUUGCGGCACCCUACAACAUCUAUCAGUCGCUGAGGGAUCUGGUGGAUCAUUAUGCCAACAAUUCGCUGGAGGAACACAAUGAUACGCUGACGACCACGCUCAGUAUACCGGUGAUCUAUUGGCAUCAGAAUAAAGAACUGAUAACGCAGCAGCUGAAGGAACAAAUGGAAAUGGAGAGGCAGCAACAGGAGAUGGAGCAGCAAAUGCAGGAGAAUAUGAUAUUGCCGCCACAGCAACAACAACAACAGCCACCAUCGCUGCUGGGGGGUAAUGCCUCGGCGCCGAUUGCGGUCAGUGGAGCAGCAGCAAUAAUGCACAUGAAUGAUAUGGCAGCUAGUCAGACGCCACCAACAGCAGCAACACCACCUCAGGCACAUUCCUAUGGCAGCAGUAGUGGGGGCAUUGGCGGUGGUAGUGGUGGUGGUAAUGGUGAAGGCGGUGCCGGAAGUUAUCCAGGCGGCGGUAAUCUAUAGUUUCAUUUUUGGUAGAGUCUGUAAUGAAAAGAUGUUGGCGGCAUGGCGCCCCUGCCACCAUCAUUAUCCUCUCCUGUCCAGGACUUUUGUUAAAUAAUGGGUAAGCAGCCAGGAGGCUGCAACACUCAUCAUCACUCCACCAUGAUGUCUUGCAAUGAUGGAAUCAAAGGAAUUUCUCUUAACUACUGUUGGUUACUAAAAUGGAAUUCCAACAUUUUGUUUGUUUUUUUGAUACAUAGAUACAACUACAUAAAUACAUACAUACUUAUACAUAUAUAUAAGAAGCAGUACAUACAUACGGAAAUAGAAAUGUAUAUAGAAAUGAUAGAAAGGAAAGAAGAAAAGUUUGAUUUGAUGAAAAGUGGUGCUUUGAGAUAGAACCUCCACUACAGGUCUAGUGCUACCUACAGCUGGCUGUUGAUUUUUGUACAAUUCUGUUUUUUGUUUUGCACAAACACACAUACACAAACACACACUACUUUUGUAUUUGUACUCUUGUUUAUAACUCUUUUUUUUUAGGAGCAAGUCAAGAAAAAAAAUGAUCCUCCUUUAACUACUUUAAAGAAAGAAAAAAGAAAAAUUAACUUUUUAGAUGAUAAGAAUGAAUGAAAAGAACCCCCCUCCCCCAUACCUUGUUAAGUAACAUUGUCUACAAAAUAAGAAAAAAAAAACAAAAUCUCUCUCUCCCCCCUCAAGCAAAAAAUUUGAUUUAUUGCCGAACAACUCGCUGUUCCAAUUUGUGUUGUACUACUUCUCCUCCACCUUCAACAACAACAAUUGUCGAAAAAAAACUUAAAAAUGAAAAACAAAAAGUGAUGAUAAUGUUUAAGUUUAAAGCAACAAGAAUACAAUUUAACUUAAAAGAAAAAGAAGAAAAAGAAAUGAAAGAAAUAUAAGAUCUUAGCAUUUUGCGUGAUAUAUUAAGUGACCAUGAUUAUAAUGAUAAUGAUAUAUAAAAAUAAUAAUAUUAUUACAAUUACCAUUAAUUAUGUUUAAUAUUUGUUUGUGUAAUAUUUUCGUAUAUGUCAAAACAACAACCCCUUCUCCACCCUCCUAAUUCUUACAAUACGACUAACAAUAAUUUUGUUUGUCCCCCCC
This is a messenger RNA of Musca domestica (house fly), 3454 nucleotides long. It is a transcript of the gene Pi3K21B, whose product is annotated as phosphatidylinositol 3-kinase regulatory subunit gamma. The record is from RefSeq and is a predicted model, not a curated record. Gene Ontology annotation, molecular function: 1-phosphatidylinositol-3-kinase regulator activity. The transcript has 4 exons. The coding region runs from base 701 to 2356 and encodes 551 amino acids. Lineage: Eukaryota; Metazoa; Arthropoda; Insecta; Diptera; Muscidae. Gene Ontology annotation, biological process: insulin receptor signaling pathway; phosphatidylinositol phosphate biosynthetic process. Gene Ontology annotation, cellular component: phosphatidylinositol 3-kinase complex.